AUGGCUACCACUCCUCGCACCCAGCCUGAGGGCACUCAGGGUACCGAGCUUAUGCUGAACGCCUGCGAGGUUGAGAUCCUCGCCAAGGUCUGGCCGACUAGCCAUCCCGCUGCUGCCGUUCUGCCUCUCUCUCCGGUGAGGACGUCCCGCUCCGAUGCUGACGCCAGGACCCUGAGCCCGCGCUGCUUGCGCACGAUCAAGAAGCAGAUGCUAGACGUCGACGCCUCUGCUGCCGCUGCGGCCAUUGCUGCUGCGACCUAG
Molecule: messenger RNA, 261 nt
Organism: Anthostomella pinea
Lineage: Eukaryota; Fungi; Ascomycota; Sordariomycetes; Xylariales; Xylariaceae
Source: the annotation of a GenBank genome assembly